CUCCUUCCACCUUCUUUUAUCCUUUCUGACAGUCGCAGCCACAGAGCGACUGUACUCUCACUCUCUCUUCAUCUUCUACAUUUUGGAUAUACUAAAUCUACCCAGCUCAAGCUUUUUAGUCAUGGCCGCCGAGGCCUUCUGGUUCGGAGUGCUGCUUCUUCUUCUCCCAUGUUUCUCAGCCAUGGCGAAGCAGACUUACAUUGUGCAGAUGAACCACCACUCCAAGCCGGAAUCCUACGCCACACACCACGACUGGUACUCCGCCAGCCUCCAAUCCCUCUCCUCCGACUCAGAUUCCCUCCUUUACACCUACACCGAUGCCUACCAUGGCUUCGCCGCCUCCUUAGAUCUGGAGCAGGCCGAGCUGCUCCGCCAGUCAGACUCCGUCAUCGGCGUCUACGAAGACACGGUUUACAACCUUCACACCACUCGGACCCCCGAGUUUCUCGGUCUCGAUACCGAAUUGGGGCUCUGGGAGGGUCACUCGACCCAGGAUUUGAACCAGGCCUCGAAUGACGUCAUCGUUGGAGUUCUCGACACCGGGGUCUGGCCCGAGUCCAAGAGCUUCGAUGACACCGGAAUGCCCGAGAUCCCUACCCGGUGGCGGGGCCAGUGCGAAUCGGGGCCCGAUUUCGCGGCAACGCUUUGCAACAAGAAGCUAAUCGGAGCUCGGAGCUUCUCGAAAGGUUACCACAUGGCCUCCCGUGGGAGCUACUUGAGAAAACCGAGGGAAGUCGAGUCUCCGCGCGACAGAGACGGUCACGGUACCCACACCUCCAGCACCGCGGCCGGGUCCCUCGUGGCCAACGCCAGCCUCCUCGGAUACGCGACCGGAACGGCUCACGGAAUGGCCCCUCACGCGCGCGUCGCCACCUACAAGGUCUGCUGGAGCACCGGGUGUUUCGGGUCAGACAUUCUCGCGGGCAUGGAUCGGGCCAUCGUUGACGGCGUCGACGUCUUGUCACUCUCCCUAGGCGGUGGCUCCGCUCCCUACUACCGCGACACGAUCGCGAUUGGCGCGUUCACGGCUAUGGAAAGGGGUAUUUUCGUCUCUUGCUCUGCCGGGAACAGUGGGCCCACUAGAGCCUCGUUGGCCAACACAGCCCCCUGGAUCAUGACCGUUGGAGCCGGGACCUUGGACCGGGAUUUCCCGGCUUACGCUUUGUUAGGCAACAAACUCCGGUUCACUGGCGUUUCGCUUUACAGCGGGACCGGAAUGGGAAACAAACCGGUCCAGUUGGUUUACAACAGGCGGUCCAACAGCUCUAGUAACUUGUGCAUGCCCGGUUCGCUCAACCCGGAUUUGGUUCGUGGGAAAGUGGUGAUGUGCGACCGAGGCAUCAACGCACGUGUCGAGAAAGGUGGCGUCGUGCGCGCAGCUGGGGGGAUUGGGAUGAUACUGGCCAACACCGCAGCCAGCGGUGAGGAGUUGGUGGCUGAUAGUCAUUUGCUACCUGCAGUUGCCGUCGGGAGACGAGUCGGUGACCAAAUCAGGGAAUAUGCUCAGCACGAUCCCAAUCCGACGGCUGUGAUUACUUUCGGAAGGACUGUGCUGAAUGUACGGCCGUCACCGGUCGUGGCGGCGUUUAGUUCACGGGGGCCCAAUAUGGUGAACCCCCAGAUCUUGAAGCCGGACGUGAUUGGUCCAGGUGUCAAUAUUUUGGCGGCAUGGUCAGAGGCAGUCGGGCUCACGGGCCUUGAGGAGGACAAAAGGAAGAGCCAGUUCAACAUCAUUUCAGGUACAUCAAUGUCAUGCCCACACAUUAGUGGGCUUGCAGCAUUGCUCAAGGCGGCCCAUCCGGAAUGGAGCCCAAGUGCUGUGAAAUCUGCCCUAAUGACCACAGCUUACACCCAUGACAACACCAAGGCCCCUCUCCGAGACGCGGCCGAUGGCACGAUUUCGAACCCGUCGGCUCACGGUUCCGGGCACGUCGACCCCUCGAAGGCGCUGUCACCGGGCUUGGUUUACGACAUUGCUACCGAGGACUACAUUGCAUUUUUGUGCUCAUUGGAGUACACCAAUGAGCAUGUGCAAGCCAUUGUCAAGAGGCCCAAUGUUACUUGUGCAAGAAAGUAUUCGGACCCGGGCCAGCUCAACUACCCUUCGUUCUCAGUCAUGUUCUGGAACAAAAAGAAAAGGGUUGUGAGUUACACCCGGGAAUUGACGAAUGUCGGGCCUGCCGGAUCUGUAUACAGAGUCGCCGUGACCAGUCCUUCGAUGGUGAGGACCAUCGUGAAGCCCACAAGGCUUGUGUUCAACAAUGUAGGAGAGAAGCAGAAGUACACGGUCACAUUUGUGGCUUCGCAGGGUGCAGAGAAAACAUCAAGGUCGGAAUUCGGGUCAAUCAUGUGGUCAAACCCACAGCACCAAGUGAAAAGCCCAGUUGCUUUUGCAUGGACGCAGUUGAUAGAUUGAGAUUUUAGGCUUUUUUCUGCUGUUGGGCUAGAAAGUGCUUUUGGUUUUGGGAUUUCGGCUUUUAAGGAAAGCACUUCAAUGGGGUUGGUGGGUUGAAUUUGGGUGGGAGUUGACAUUGCCAAUGUUUAUGGGUAUGGCUUUUCACCAACGCGUGAACAAGUUUAAUUCUCAUACAUAGGAAUCAAACUGCUUGAGUUUGAUUUGUCUAGCACCAUUGCUAUGAACGCCAUUUUAUCGAAAUCAAACUAACGAGACCAUGAACAAUUAGACACUCUUUUUAAA
This is a messenger RNA of Pyrus x bretschneideri (Chinese white pear), 2698 nucleotides long. Its product is annotated as subtilisin-like protease SBT1.8. Gene Ontology annotation, molecular function: serine-type endopeptidase activity. The record is from RefSeq and is a predicted model, not a curated record. Lineage: Eukaryota; Viridiplantae; Streptophyta; Magnoliopsida; Rosales; Rosaceae. Bases 122 to 2416 code for a protein of 764 amino acids. Gene Ontology annotation, biological process: proteolysis. The transcript has 2 exons.